Molecule: messenger RNA, 1998 nt
Organism: Xyrauchen texanus (razorback sucker)
Lineage: Eukaryota; Metazoa; Chordata; Actinopteri; Cypriniformes; Catostomidae
Product: mucin-2-like
Exons: 5
Source: RefSeq, a predicted model, not a curated record
ACUAGCAUAUCCACUGGUACAACAACACCCACAUCAACAGAGACAUUUACAACCACAUCCACCACUACACCAACUACUAUUGUGACACAAACCUUUACAGAGACAGAAACAACAGCUCCAACAACUGUUACAAUAACGCCUACAUCAACAGAAACCCCCUCUACAACUAGUAUAUCCUCUGAAACACCCUCUACAACUAGCAUAUCCACUGGUACAACAACACCCACAUCAACAGAGACAUUUACAACCACAUCCACCACUACACCAACUACUAUUGUGACACAAACCUUUACAGAGACAGAAACAACAGCUCCAACAACUCCCUCUACAACUAGUAUAUCCACUGGUACAACAACGCCCACAUCAACAGAAACACCCUCUACAACUAGUAUAUCCACUGGUACAACAACACCCACAUCAGCAGAAACACCCUCUACAACUAGUAUAUCCACUGGUACAACAAUACCCACAUCAACAGAGACAUUUACAACCACAUCCACCACUACACCAACUACUAUUGUGACACAAACAUUUACAGAGACAGAAACAACAGCUCCAACAACUGUUACAAUAACGCCUACAUCAACAGAAACCCCCUCUUCAACUAGUAUAUCCACUGGUACAACAACACCCACAUCAGUAGAAACACCCUCUACAACUAGUAUAUCCACUGGUACAACAACACCCACAUCAACAGAAACACCCUCUACAACUAGUAUAUCCACUGGUACAACAACACCCACAUCAGCAGAAACACCCUCUACAACUAGUAUAUCCACUGGUACAACAACACCCACAUCAACAGAAACACCCUCUACAACUAGUAUAUCCACUGGUACAACAACACCCACAUCAGCAGAACCACCCUCUACAACUAGUAUAUCCACUGGUUCAGCAGAAACACCCUCUACAACUAGUAUAUCCACUGGUACAACAAUACCCACAUCAACAGAGACAUUUACAACCACAUCCACCACUACACCAACUACUAUUGUGACACAAACAUUUACAGAGACAGAAACAACAGCUCCAACAACUGUUACAAUAACGCCUACAUCAACAGAAACCCCCUCUACAACUAGUAUAUCCACUGGUACAACAACACCCACAUCAACAGAAACACCCUCUACAACUAGUAUAUCCACUGGUACAACAACACCCACAUCAACAGAAACACCCUCUACAACUAGUAUAUCCACUGGUACAACAACACCCACAUCAACAGAAACACCCUCUACAACUAGUAUAUCCACUGGUACAACAACACCCACAUCAACAGAAACACCCUCUACAACUAGUAUAUCCACUGGUACAACAACACCCACAUCAACAGAAACACCCUCUACAACUAGUAUAUCCACUGGUACAACAACACCCACAUCAACAGAAACACCCUCUACAACUAGUAUAUCCACUGGUACAACAACACCCACAUCAACAGAAACACCUUCUACAACUAGUAUAUCCACUGGUACAACAACACCCACAUCAACAGAAACACCUUCUACAACUAGUAUAUCCACUGGUACAACAACACCCACAUCAACAGAAACACCCUCUACAACUAGUAUAUCCACUGGUACAACAACACCCACAUCAACAGAAACACCUUCUACAACUAGUAUAUCCACUGGUACAACAACACCCACAUCAACAGAAACACCCUCUACAACUAGUAUAUCCACUGGUACAACAACACCUACAUCAACAGAAACACCCUCUACAACUAGUAUAUCCACUGGUACAACACCCACAUCAGCAGAAACACCUUCUACAACUAGUAUAUCCACUGGUACAACAACACCCACAUCAACAGAAACACCCUUUACAACUAGUAUAUCCACUGGUACAACAACACCCACAUCAACAGAAACACCCUCUACAACUAGUAUAUCCACUGGUACAACAACACCCACAUCAACAGAAACACCUUCUAUAUCCACUGGUACAACACCCACAUCAGCAGAAACACCUUCUACAACUAGUAUAUCCACUGGU